AUGAUCAACAUUCCAGCUGAUGUUGAGCGCAUUCUCACCAUUCUGCUAAGCUAUUUCCCUAGCAAUGACUGUUUGAUUUGGCACCAUACCAACAACGGCAUCUACACAGUCCAGUCGGGUUACCAUUUGGCCUCAUCCUUAGCUGAACAACCUCACUCCUCAAGCUCUAAUUCAGAUUCAAUUUGGUGGAAAUCCUUCUGGUCCUUACAGCUACCCAAAAAGGUAAAAAUCUUUGCUUGGCGUGUCAUCCAUGAUGCCUUGCCAGUGUCUACUUCUCUUGUUAAAAGAAAAGUCAUUACUGAUGCCACUUGCUCGGUUUGUCGCCAAGCUUGGGAAUCAAUAGGACAUGUAUUUUUUGGCUGUCAUUAUGCACGGAAUGUUUGGCGUUUGACACAUCAUUCUUUUGAGUGGAAGAAAGCAACAACCAUGUACAAAGGGGAUUAUCUGAGGUAUUUAGCUUCAAUUCACUCCAAAGCUGAAUUAUUUGCACUUUAUGGUGUCUAUGGUCUGAGCGUAAUCAAGUUCUUCAUGUACCUGGAUAACUAUCGUGCGGCUCAGCUGAAAUAUAGACAACCUGCAACUUCAUCUCAAGUGCCACCUUCAUCUUCUGCUGCUCACGCACCUUGGCAGCCGCCUCCAAUGGGAUCUCUUAAAUUGAACAUAGAUGAUGCCUUGGAUAAGCAUUGCAGUAAAAUUGGUGUGGGUGCUGUUGUACGAAAUUCAGUGGGACAUGUUGUGGUUGCUCUCUCUAUGCCUCUAAUUGGUAUUUUUGCCUCUCACGAGAUGGAAGCUAAGGCUAUGUUUCACGGUCUUAAUUGGGUUCUUCAGCAAUAG
Molecule: messenger RNA, 834 nt
Organism: Cannabis sativa
Lineage: Eukaryota; Viridiplantae; Streptophyta; Magnoliopsida; Rosales; Cannabaceae
Exons: 2
Coding region: 1-834 (277 amino acids)
Source: RefSeq, a predicted model, not a curated record